CCCGAACAUUAGCCGCUGAUUCACGUUAGCUUGUUUUCAACCCCCUUCUCUCUCUUUUCCCUUGUGUUUUCCCUUUCCCAACUUUUAAUAGAGUAAUUAUCAUCCCCUCUUUUACUUCUUUCCCCUACUUUAGACUUUGCCUAAAGACUUUGCCUUUACCCUUUUCAAGUGAAAAUUCUUGCAAUAUUUUGGGUUGAAAAUUGAUCAAAGAUUCAAUCUUUAGCUGAAAUUUUGGCUUCUUUAUUGCCUGAGGUGAAUUUGUGAGAUGGGUUUUUUGUGUUGGUGAAGCUGAUUCGAUCUAGGGUUUUUCUUGAAAUGGGUUUUAGUUGUUCAAUUUCAAGUUUCGAGAAAUGGGUGUGAAUUGUGCUGUUUCAUAUUGGAUUUCCAAGAAAAGGGUAUGAUUUCUGAUGCUUUAAUUUUGAAAUUUUAGGAAUUUAGUUGUUUAUAUCUUGGAAGUUAGUAGAAUUGUUUGAGCCCCAAAUUGAUGUUCUUGGUUACUUUAAUGUGCUUUGAAAUGGUUUAAUCUUUCUGGGGUUUUCGUGUAUUGGAUAUUUGGAUCAAGUUUUAUUAUCGAGCUCAUAAGUAUGGAUGAUUCGAGAAAUAGGCAUAAUGAUCACUUGGGUGUUAACAAGAUAGGCAAAAAUAUCAGAAAGUCUCCAUUGCAUCAACCUAGUUUUACUAAUACAGCGCGGCAGCAACCCCAGCCUCAAGUGUACAAUAUUAACAAAAAUGACUUUAGGAACAUUGUUCAGCAGCUUACUGGGUCGCCUUCCCACCAUGAUCCACUUCCUAGACCUGCUCAGAACCCAUCAAAGCCAGCAAGUAUGAGGUUGCAGAAGAUUAGGCCUCCUCCAUUGGGUGCUAUAACUGUAAACAGACCCCAAAUGCCUAUGCGCCCACCUCCACCCCCUAUACCUGCCCUGCCUCCUCCUAGGGCUGCUCCUCCGUUUAGUAAUAACUUCUCUAGACCACCACCAGGUCAUUUUGGUCCCCCAUCACCAUCGAUGAUGCCACCACCUUACCCACCUGGUGAUCAAGUUUGGUCGAAUACAGCUGAGUCUCCUAUAUCGGCGUACAUGAGAUAUCUUCAACAUUCCAUCCUAGAUUCCGGUCCAAGACAAAGCCAUAUGCAACCACAAAAUCAGCCACCAUAUCCAAGUCAAAAUCAAGCAUACCCGCCUUCAUCCGGAUUACAUCCUAAUCCAUCUGGUCCCCCUCCUUUGCCAUCACCAAGGAUGAAUGGCCCUCCUGUUCUACCUUCGCCCAGGAUGAAUGGUCCUUCCCUUUUACCAUCACCUAGGGUAAAUGGUCCUCCGCCCCUACCAUCAGAUAGGAUGAAUGGUCCUCCACCCCUCCCUUCUCCUAGAAUGAAUGGUCCUCCACUUUUACCAUCUCCUACUUCACAAUUCCUAUUGCCUUCGCCCAAUGGUUACAUGAACAUGUUAUCUCCACGAUCACCUUACCCAUUGCUUUCUCCUGGAUAUCAAUUUCCUCCACUGUCACCAAAUUUUUCGUUCUCGCCAUUUCCUCAGCUAGGGGUUUUAGGUCCUGGGCCGCAUCCUCCCCCCUCUCCUGGUUAUGGGUUCCCGUUAUCUCCUUCGGGAUUUUUCCCUAUGUCAAGCCCAAGAUGGAGGGAUCAAAUUGCAAGCCCAAGAUGGAGGGAUCAGUAGUGUUAGAUGGAUGCCUGAUUAUGCACCGAGUUACACCUUUGAGUCUCUAUAGAUUCUUCAUACCUCAUAGUGACCCAUCUUCGUAAUGGAAGCUUCUUCCGUGAAAGGUAUAAUGUAGACCAGCAGUGUAAGAUAUCUUGUUGAACUUUUUAGUCUUCUUUUAGCCAUUAUUUUUUAUUUUGUUAAUACACAUUUCAAAAAAGUAUUUUGAGAUAUGUAGUACUCUUUAACAGUUGUAAUUGUUGAUUCCUUGAAAUUAUUAUUUACAUCAAUUGAUAUAUAGUGAAGAUGUAUAACUUAUUUGAAA
This is a messenger RNA of Daucus carota subsp. sativus, 1977 nucleotides long. Its product is annotated as protein HAIKU1. The coding region runs from base 585 to 1670 and encodes 361 amino acids. The record is from RefSeq and is a predicted model, not a curated record. The transcript has a single exon. NCBI's taxonomy places the organism in Eukaryota, Viridiplantae, Streptophyta, Magnoliopsida, Apiales, Apiaceae.